AGUAGAGACGCUAUUUAAACUGAGCUGAGAGAUGAGAAGCAACAAACGCACACACACGCGCACACACACACGCGCGCGCGCGCACACACUCCGGGAGAGCAGCUAGACCGAGACUCAGCAUGGACACCAGCAGGACUAAGAGGACAUGGAUGUUUGUGUUUGGCUUCGUGGAGAUCCUGUGUGUCGGCACUGCCAGACUCAGACGAGAUCAAGGCCAUCAACCUGUGAUGCUCAAACAGACUCGAGUCUGCUUUCGUCACUCGUGUUCACCCAGUCUGAAGUGGGUCUGGAAGCAGUGCUGCCGUGUAAAUGGGACUCCCACAAGGAUGCGUCAUCUACAACACCGUAUAUCCAGUGGCAGACCUUAAAUCGCAUAGUGUUUGAGCGAAAGGGUUCCGCACGGUUUCAAGCUGAAGUUGUCCAGAACCGUGCUGAUGUUCCCGAGGCCGUGCUGGAGAGGGGGAACUGCUCCCUGCAUUUGACCGACAUCCGCUUUAGGGAUGCAGGGAUCUAUGAGUGUUAUCUGGUGGCUGGAAAGAAGGGCAACAAGAGGAGGAUCUUCAUCCAGAGUGUGCAGCUUUCUGUUCAUGAUCACAAGAGCACACAGGCAGUGGAACUGGGGAAAGACCUGAUCCUUCACCUCUAUACGCACCAGGCCGAGACAGUGGUGUUCCAGAAAUCAGACGGCGGCAAGUGGACAGAGGUGUGGCAACGACAGGGGAACAGUGGAAAUCUCAGCACUCGGGUGAAGGAGAGCGAUGGGAAACUUGUUAUCAGGAACAUGAGACCCAGCGAUGAGGGACUGUACAAAGUGAUGGACAGUGAAGGUCUCGCCCUGAGCACGGUGAAGGUCACUGUUAAAGAAGCGCCUUCACCCACAGUGAAGACCAUGAUGGAUAAACAGAUUGCUUUAGAAAACAGUGUCGGAGCGAUCUCUUCCUCUCCCCCUUUCAGCUUUCUCCUCAUCAUAUUCCUGUAUCUCCUCUGACACUGACGCUUCUGAUAAUGAUGAUGAUGAUGAUGAUGAUGAUGGGGUCGAGUGAGGAUUCUCAGGUCGUCCCUCAGGCUGAGUCCUGCAGUGGCUCAGGAACCGUCACAGGGGUUAACACUGCUCGCUCUGGGCAUCCUGGAGCAGGUGCACUAGAGUAAAGUGUCCUAACUCCUCCUUUGCUCCGGAGGCGCUGUGGAAUGAAAUUUACAGACUUAGAAGAUUUAAUGGUGUUUGUAGAAAGUAUUUUAUUAAUCUGUUUAUUAUUAUUAUUAUUAUUAUUAUUAUAUUACUGUCUCAUUUAUGGAAUUGAUAUGAACUAAAAUAUAACUGAAUAUGUUAUUUAGAAAGUUCUCCUCCACAGCAUUUGGUUGAGACUCGAGGUUUGAUUCAGGACUUCGAUUCUUUAGAGGUCAACAGAAAAAAUUGCUCGAAUGGAGUUUUUUACUUUCAUGAAACGCCUUUAUUUUUCUUGCACAUACAUUGGAUUUAAACCCUAUCUGUUUACAUUGAUGUCAUUUGGUAGACACCAGGAAAUCUGCAUAAUAUAUAUAAUUAAUUCUGUUUAAUAAUUAUUAUUAUACAGAAUUCUAAUGAUUAUAUAUGGGCUACAGCAGUACUUUAUUUUACAGUUUAAAGCAAAAUCCUACAGAACAUUUUCAUAAAUGUGUUGUUAGAAAAUGAAUUCAUAUUUAAAAAUGUGUUUAUAAUAAAAAAAUCAAUCCUCUUCUGCUUUGCUGCAUGUGUGGUGUAAAAUGCACUGUGCACUUUAUUUCCUUAUUCAAAUAAAAAUAAGUAAUUUCCUUCA
This is a messenger RNA of Silurus meridionalis, 1796 nucleotides long. RefSeq lists its product as uncharacterized. The coding region runs from base 146 to 988 and encodes 280 amino acids. Gene Ontology annotation, biological process: negative regulation of T cell proliferation; immune response; positive regulation of T cell proliferation. The record is from RefSeq and is a predicted model, not a curated record. Lineage: Eukaryota; Metazoa; Chordata; Actinopteri; Siluriformes; Siluridae. Gene Ontology annotation, cellular component: external side of plasma membrane. The transcript is spliced from 7 exons.